Messenger RNA from Paramecium tetraurelia, 1122 nucleotides. RefSeq lists its product as uncharacterized. Lineage: Eukaryota; Ciliophora; Oligohymenophorea; Peniculida; Parameciidae. The record is from RefSeq and is a predicted model, not a curated record. The transcript has a single exon.
AUGAAUCAUUCAAAAUAGACUAAACAAAAGUCCAACAUUGAAAAUUGUUCCGAAUCUGAAUAAGAGGAAACGUUAAAAAAAUCAUUGAACGCUUAAUCCCAAUCCUUAUUUUAAACCUCCUUGUUCACUGCCUUAGAUUCGCAAAUUAAACAAUUUAACAAGAAACCAAUCGUUAAAAAAUCUAUGACCGAAUUCCUUAACAAUUAUGAUUAGAAUUUUGAUGAUGUUUUUGGAACUAUGAAUUUGCCCGUAGGUGAUGUUCAUCUGAAUCAUUAAGUAAAUAAAAAGAAUUCUUCAAACAACAUUGAUACCAGAUAGAAAAGUAAUAGUAAUAGAAAUAGAAAGUAAUAAAAAAAAAAGAGACCAAUAGAAACACUAAAUUCAGAAUCUGAAUCUGAAUAAGAAUUUGAAUCAGAUUCUGAAUCAGAUUCUUAUUCUAAUUCAGAAAUUUAUACUGUAACCAAGAAGUAAUCGAAAUAAAUUGCAGCUGUAAAAAAGAAAUAAUCUAAAAGGACUUUGGAUUCAGAAUCAGAUGAUGAUAAUCAAGAAGAAUAUGAAUAAUUUUUAAAAAUUGAAAAUAAAAUUACAAAAAAUAAUAAACCAAAAACAUAAACAAAAUUCAAUAAUAAAUAAUCAUCUGAAGAAUAAUCCAUUGAAAACAAAAAGCAUGAUCCAAAUUCUUUAGAUAUGGCAUCAAAUAAUGCUAAUAAAAAAGAAAAGAAAGCUUAAAAAUUGAAAACAGCAAUUUUCAAUUUUAAUAAAGGUGAACCUGAAACCAAAAAACAAAAUAAAUCCAAUAAGAAAAACGGCAAAGAUGCUCAAUAAGAUACUAAUAAAAAAUAGAACCCAAAAACAAAAAAUAAAAAAUAGAAUGAAUAAGAUAAUGAUCCUAAGAAUGAGAAGAUUUAAUAGUUAAUUAAAGAAUAUUAAAAAUAAGAGUAAGAAUUACAACAACAAAAUCUCACUAAUAAAAAAGAUAAAUCACAAAAAGAGAAUGGAACUAAAAAUAAAACAGAAAAUGAAGAUAAAAACCCUAUGUUAAAUUUAGACAAUAUUAAAGUGAAUUCUCUAAUUCCACAAUGCCGCCCUAAAAAAGAUACAGAUGAUGAAGAUGAUUAAUGA